AUGUCUUUAAACGCACCGUAUGUAAUCGCAAAGCUACUCGAAGGCGCAUCCCUAGGAUACAGCUUCCAUCUUAUCCGUGAUGUAUUCAGAUUCGGACGGGAUGUCGAGCGUAUAUCCAUGCCUCACAGUCCAAACCUACUACAGGCGCAAAACGGCCUACCACAGACCAACCCUUCCGCCAAUCCCAACAACAACACCAUGCCCACAACGGUCGAAAUUCAAAAGUACAUCGCCAACGCUCGCUAUUGUCGGUCCGACUGUCACGCGCAAAUUGUCUUACAGAUGACUGCCUACAUCCUAAGGUAUUGGGGUCAUGAUACGUUUACGACUCUGAACAGAAUACAGGCGGUCUUGGGCUUGGGUGGUUGUGCAAUUAUCCUGUAUGCUUUGUGGAAGAACGAGAAGAAAUUGAGGGGCAUGUUGGAAAAUGGAGGGGGAAAGGAUGUGGAGACGGGGAGGUUAGCUUGGGAGGGGAAUGAGGGAAGGGGUAAGGAUAUAGAGAAUGAGAAGGUUGGAUUUAGAGAUGAAAAAAUAGAGCUGCUAGAGGGGAAGGAGGAGAGGGAGAAAUAA
Molecule: messenger RNA, 570 nt
Organism: Alternaria burnsii
Lineage: Eukaryota; Fungi; Ascomycota; Dothideomycetes; Pleosporales; Pleosporaceae
Exons: 1
Coding region: 1-570 (189 amino acids)
Source: RefSeq, a predicted model, not a curated record